Neopsephotus bourkii (Bourke's parrot) is the source of this 2478-nucleotide messenger RNA. It is a transcript of the gene PAPOLG, whose product is annotated as poly(A) polymerase gamma. Gene Ontology annotation, molecular function: poly(A) RNA polymerase activity; RNA binding. The coding region runs from base 110 to 1414 and encodes 434 amino acids. The transcript has 13 exons. The record is from RefSeq and is a predicted model, not a curated record. Gene Ontology annotation, cellular component: nucleus. Lineage: Eukaryota; Metazoa; Chordata; Aves; Psittaciformes; Psittacidae.
UUCAUAUAGGGAAUGGCCAACUCCUGUAUUGCUGAAACAAGCUGAAGAAAGCAACCUUAAUUUACCAGUAUGGGACCCAAGGGUGAACCCAGCAGACCGUUAUCAUGUCAUGCCUAUCAUCACUCCUGCCUAUCCACAGCAGAAUUCCACAUACAAUGUGUCUCCAUCAACACGGGCGAUAAUGGUAGAGGAAUUACAACGUGGUCUUGAAGUUACAAAUGAGAUUCUCCAAGGGAAAUCAGACUGGUCAAAACUCUUUGAACCGCUGAACUUCUUUCAGAAGUACAAACAUUACAUCGUGCUGACUGCUAGUGCCUCUACAGAGGACCAUCACUUAGAAUGGAUUGGCCUUGUUGAAUCUAAAAUUCGUGUCCUGGUUGGAAGUUUGGAGAGGAAUGAAUUUAUAAAUAUGGCACAUGUGAAGCCACAAUCUUUCCCUGGCAAACAAGAGCUCUGUAAACGGGGUGAACAUGUGUCAAUGUGGUUUCUUGGAAUUGAAUUUAAGAAAGUGGAAAAUGCAGAAAGUAUUAACGUUGAUUUAACUCAUGUUGUACACUCAUUCACAAGUACAGUUUACAGACAGGCUAGCAGCUUCAAUGUGCUAAAAGAAGGAAUGAAGAUUGAGGCAGCUCAUGUGAAGAGGAAGCAUCUACACUAUUUUUUGCCAGCUGAAGCCAUUCAGAAAAAAAAGAAGCAAAGUAUGCCAGAUACUGGUAAAAAUGCCUGUGAGCAUCAGUGCAAGAGGCUUUCUGCAGAUGGAAACUGUUUGGGCAGUUCCAGAGACAAGGACUCCAGAACUCCAUAUCAUUCCUCUCUAUUACAUGAGAUAACUAAAAUGGACACCUACACAACAGAGACAAAAAGAACCGCUGUGUAUCAGAGAUCCAGUGCCACUAACAACAGAGAGAAGAUACCUCUUGGAGCUGUGCCAUCAACAUCCAUGGGAUUCCCUUUGCCUGUUACUGACUCAAAAAUGGAGGGUACACUCGGAAGAGCGACAUCAGCACCUCUAACUGGUUGCACCAUUUCAGAACCUAAUACAGGUUCUAAAGUAGGACCACAUUUUGGCCAAAAGCAGCAUGAAUUAACUGAGACUCCAGUUAAAGAGCCAAAGAACACUGCCUCUAAACGACCUUAUUCACCCACCUCAACCGGAGAUGAACCCCCCCAAAAAAUACCUGAUGGAGGAAAGCGAACUGGACAGGACUCAGCAUUCAAAGAUUGUGGCAACCCAGAUGUCAUGAGAGCUACAGGAAAUGACUUACGUGGAGGAAAAGCCGUGCCUGCUCCUGUCAUCCUGACAACAAGAUCACAGAGGCUUUCCAGUAAAGAACUACCAGAUUCUUCAUCUCCUGUUCCAACAAAUAGCAUUCGUAUUAUUAAAAGAUCCAUCAAACUUACCCUUAAUGGGUAGCCGGUUUCUCUUCAGGUGAAGAUGGAAAGCACUUUAGAGAUCUGUAUUAUCAACAUCUAUUGUAUUUACAAACAAGAAUAUGGAAGGUCACUCUUGCCAUACUGCAACUGGCCAGUUAAAAUCAUGGUCUUGUUUUAUAGCAUUGUUCCAUGCUUUGAUGUACUCUUCGCACAUUCUUGUAACAGUUUAUACUUACUAGUCUUUUAAAAAGUCUUAACUGUCACUAGCUGGAACAGCUUUGGAAAAAGCCACAAAAGGUGACCUGUCCUGUGACUUGGGAUUCAGAAUGUAUGUAAACAGGGUUGGUUAACUUGUCACUGCAACCGCAUUCUGAGUUCAAGUGUAUAUGAACAUGCUUGUAUUUAUCUGUGCUUUCCUAGUUCAUGUGUAUCCAUUGUUCUUAUCUUAAAUUAUUUUUCCACUUGGCACGUUCCCUCCUGCGCAUCUGUCACAGUGGUGCUCAGCUUCCUCAAGUGGUAGCUUUCCACUGUCUAGCACAGCCAUGCACUACACAAGUAUUGCCUCCCAUGGAGGCCCAUAAGUAACUCAAAUACUGGAGGAAAUGCAGCAGAGGAUGGUACCCAGGUAUAGAGAUGAUGGAUGCGUCUCAAGCCAUGUUAUCUGAUUUUUGUCUUUAAGACUGCUCCAGCAUGAAACUUGAUGGGUCUUUUUAUUGUCAAUGGGUAGUAAAGCUAAAGUUGGAACACACAGCUGAAGAUGCACAGCUGAGGCUGUUGUGACACUGCUACCUACCUGCAAGCUGCAGUCUUGAGAGCACAUGGCAUGCAGAAAGUGGCUUCAGAUAAACCCUAAAAGCUGUUCUGAAUGGGUACAUGAAAACUUGUAGUAGUCUGGUUCUGUAAACUGCUAACACUGCUUAUCCAGUUAGUGCAUCAGGGUUUUUGAGGGGUGGGGAGAAAUUCUGAUCAUAAGAAAACAAAUGUUAUGUUAUCUCUCUUGCAAGUUCUUUGUAAUUUGGUGGUUUUGUAGAUGAAGUUGUAUGUUUUUUCCAGAGUAUUUUUGUAUAUGCUGUAAAAUAAUAACUUUCAAAGAGAAAUUUAAAA